This is a messenger RNA of Triticum aestivum (bread wheat), 759 nucleotides long. Its product is annotated as oryzain alpha chain. The record is from RefSeq and is a predicted model, not a curated record. The transcript has a single exon. The coding region runs from base 130 to 588 and encodes 152 amino acids. Lineage: Eukaryota; Viridiplantae; Streptophyta; Magnoliopsida; Poales; Poaceae.
UCUUCUAUAUACACACAGCACCGAGCGAUCGCCAAAUCCAGAGUUUGAUCGAAGAGCACACACGCGAUCGACGACCUACCCAACGACUGCACGCACAUACCCCUAACCCUAACCCCACCUUCCGUCGCGAUGAGGAGCCCCCCAACGGCCGUCAUGGCGGUGGCAGCGCUGCUGCUGCUGCUGGUAUCCCUGGCGGCGGCGGUGGCGAACACGGCGGACAGGGAGUUGCACCAUCGGGUCUUGGCGGGGUUUAAGGCAGGGCACGGCAAGAAGAUGAGCGAGAAGGAGACCCGGCGGUUGUUUGCCGAGUGGAAGGCCAAGCACGGCAGGAAGUACAGCUCCGCUCGCGAGGAGGAUCGCCGUUACGCUAUCUUCAAGGAGGGCCUCCGCGACGCCGAUCUGCACAAGGCCGGCUUCGGCCCCGACGCAGUUUUCGGCAUCAACAUGUUCAGCGACUACACCGAUGAGGAGUGGAGAACCCUGAGCCAGGGAUAUAAGCCAUAUAUACCAAGAGAAGAACCUCAUCCACAUAUGCUUCCAAUCUAUAUCUGUGAUUAUGGCACUCAUGGUAGGAUAUGUGUUCGCUAAUUGUAAAAUACUCUACUAGAGUUAUUUAUAAGUUCUUACAUUGUUUUCAUCAUAAAUUGUUGGGUAAUCUGCAUAGUUUUGUGAUCCUAUCGUUGACUGAACUGCACCAUGGAAGUCAAUCGAUAGACUUCAUUUGUUUUUAAGCGGUUGAUGGCAAAAAUCUUGAAUUGA